Molecule: messenger RNA, 1946 nt
Organism: Lactuca sativa (garden lettuce)
Lineage: Eukaryota; Viridiplantae; Streptophyta; Magnoliopsida; Asterales; Asteraceae
Product: Tic22-like family protein
Biological process (GO): protein transport
Source: RefSeq, a predicted model, not a curated record
AUGAAGAUAAAAUGUUCAACGUAAUCUCAUUCACAUCGCUCGCACGCCGGCGAUAACGAAGAAAACCAAUGGGCUCUGCAACCGAACACCGUCGUCUUCCCCGCCACAACCACUGCGUAAACAACAUCUCUCAUUUUAUCAAGUCCACCGCCACAAAUAUCUCAUCUAUCUUCAUCCCUAAAACUCCGAAUUUAAUAAACUCCGUUUCUUCUUCACCCAACAUAUUGCUCCCCUUUCCGCUCUCCCUACCAUCUAUAUCGUUAUCUGAUUCUUCUCCGACUGAUCUGGAUUCCUUUUCUUCUUCUACGAGUCCCUCCGCCUCAUCUUCAUCAGCCAGGAGUAUGUCGUCGGAGUCGACCAGCUCAGGGUUUCCAUCGACUGUGAGGAUUUCUAAUUUGAAUUCGACAGGAAAUGGCGGUGGACCGGCGUUUGUAGGUCAGGUUUUUAGUAUGUGUGACCUUUCGGGAACGGGUCUCAUGGCUGUUUCUACCCAGUUUGAUAUCCCCUUUAUCUCCAAAAGAACACCACAAUGGCUUAAAAAGAUGUUUCAAGCAGUUAUAAAGAGUGAAAGAAAUGGCCCUGUUUUCCAAUUCUUUAUCGAUCUAGGAGAUGCAGUUUCAUAUGUCAAACGACUAAGUAUUCCCAGUGGGGUUGUUGGAGCCUGUCGCCUUGAUCUAGCAUAUGAACAUUUUAAGGAAAAACCUCACUUGUUCCAGUUCAUUCCAAAUGAGAGACAGGUCAAGGAAGCAAACAAACUUCUUAAGAACAGACGAAAGAAAAAGAAAUUCGAAGGAGUUCCAGUUUUCACUGCACAAAACUUAGACAUUGCAAUAGCCACAUCUGAUGGAAUUAAGUGGUAUACUCCAUAUUUCUUCAAUAAAAGCAUGCUAGAUGACAUUCUAGAAGAUUCCGUUGACCAACAUUUCCAUUCCUUAAUUCAGACACGACAUUUACAAAGGCGUCGCGAUAUUAUUGAUGACAGUAUGGGCUCAGAUUUGCUUGAAGACAAUACAGACAACGUGUGGGAACCCCCUGAGGUUCAGGAGGUUUUGGAUGAAAUUGGUGCUCCUUCUAUACCAUUAAGUGUUAUUACAAAAGCUGCAGAGAUACAGCUUUUGUAUACAGUGGAUAAAGUGAUUCUUGGAAAUAGGUGGUUGAGAAAAGCCACUGGAAUUCAACCCAAGUUCCCGUAUGUGGUUGACUCAUUUGAGAAAAGGAGUGCAGCUUCUGUUCAAAGGGCAUCCAUGUUACCUCAUGAUGGAAUUCCUGAUUCCGAUUCCGAUUCCGACAACAAACAACUCCAGCUUAAAACAGGAUUCCAUUCCCCCUUUGGAGAUUGGUUCACUAAUCCAUGGUUAAAACCACUUCAGGAUCAUGAUCAUAACCUUUCAGACAAAAGUGUGAAAGAAGAAGCGCACCCGAAUCCUUUUCUUCCAAAAAUCACGAUGGUUGGUGUUGCAACAGGUGAGGCGGGGCCCAUGAGCAAGGCGACUUUGAAAAAAACAAUGGAUGAUUUAACAAAAGAAUUGGAAAACACAGAUGAUGGGAACAAUGGGUUUAGUGAAAGUAAAUAUGAUAAUGAAAGGGACCCGCUUUUUGUGGCGAAUGUGGGUGAUUAUUAUUCGGGUUUGUCGAAAGCUAGUUCGGCUAGAUGGGUCCGCCCUCGAUCCGCCAGAAGCUAAGUUUUUUUUUCAGGGUGUGUUUGGCAAAAUUAGCUGUCAGCUGGAAGCUGUAACUUUUGUUUUUGCAAAAGCAACGUUGAGAUUUUAGGUGUAAAAUUACAUAAAACAUAAAAGUUUAAAAGUUACUAAAAGCUCGUUUUGCCAAACAUGUGAUUAGAGUAGGAAUUGGAUAAUUUGGUAAUUAGUUGAUUUGUAAAUGUAUAUUAUGAUAAUGAUUGUUGUGUUGUAAGAUGGGAUUUCUUAAAUUAUUGGUUAGAUUAAUAA